AUGGCGUGGGGCUGCGCGCUCUGCCUGGCGCUGGCGGGCGGCGCCCUCCUGGCCCUGCUGGUGCAGCUGCUCCGCUGGCUGCGGGCCGACGGCGACCUCACGCUGCUGUGGGCCGAGUGGCGGGGGAAGAAGCCAGAAAAUGAACUGCGUGGCAAGGUUGUCUGGGUGACAGGAGCUUCAAGUGGAAUUGGAGAAGAAUUGGCUUACCAGCUAUCAAAGAUAGGAGCCUUGCUUGCCAUCUCAGCAAGAAGAGAGGAUGAGUUGGAAAGAGUGAAAAAGAAAUGCCUUCAGAUUAGCAACUUGAGUGAAAAAGAUAUCCUUGUUCUGCGUCUUGACUUGACUGAUAGAAGCUCUCAUGAAGCUGCAACCAACAGUGUUCUUAAGCAUUUUGGCAAGAUUGAUGUUUUAGUCAACAAUGGUGGACGUUCCCAACGGUCUCUGUUCAUGGAUACAAACCUGGAUGUCUACAGUGCCAUAAUGGAACUCAACUACCUAGGUACAAUCUCUUUAACAAAACAUGUCCUGAAUCACAUGAUCCAAAGGAAAAAAGGAAAGAUUGUUACUGUGAGCAGUGUGAUGGGUAUCAUGGGAGCUCCUCUUGCCUCUGGGUACUGUGCCAGCAAGCAUGCUCUGCAGGGUUUUUUUAAUUCUCUUCGGACUGAGCUGACUGACUACCCUGAGAUAAGUAUUAUCAACAUAUGCCCGGGGCCUGUACAGUCUAAGAUCAUACAAAAUGUCUUUACGGAGAAUCUUGCAAAGUCCAUAGAGAACAGCGGUGAUCAGUCCCACAAGAUGCCAACAGACCGCUGCGUCCGGCUCACCCUGGUGAGCACAGCCAACGACCUGAAGGAGGCUUGGAUCAGCGACCACCCCUAUCUGGCCGUUUGCUACCUCUGGCAGUAUGCACCCACUUGGGCGUGGUGGCUGAUGAACAGAAUGGGCAAGAGGAGGAUACAGAACUUUAAGAGUGGAGUGGAUGCUGAUGCCUCUUACUCAAGAAAGAAGAAGUAAGGACAAACGUGUACAAAGUCCAGCUGUUCUUGUGCUAAGGCUGAGAAACAUUUUUCAUAUUGCGUGACUGCAAACAAAAGCUUUUUUUUAAUCUGUUAUACCUUUGUCAUCAUGUAACUUGACAAAUCUAUCAAGCUCUGUGCACAUGUGACUAAAUAAAAAUCUCUUUCUAAACAUACCUGUUUCAUGUCAAACUCCCAUAGGCUGAGUUUUUAAGCUUACAAGAACUGAGACAGAAGAGGCCAGGCAGCAUUACUUUGUUUUUUCUGCUGCUAUGACAUUGGCAAAUACAUGGUGAGCAGGCUAAAAAUUAUAUACCCAUAGGAUCCUGUUUCCCUCACUUUUCCUUCUAAUGGACCUUGAGCAAAAAUAAAACCCUCCCAUGGUAGAAGCUUGUGGCAUAAAGGGUAAGGAUGUAGAGUCAGUGUUUGUGAUGUUAAAUCUCUUGAGCAUCAUGGAGAGAGGAGCAGGGAAAUGUUGCUGUAGCAGAACAGCCUGUAGCUACAAUGAGAAAUUCCUUUCCCAGCAGAUUGCUUCCAGCCAAGACACCAGUGCUCAUGUCAGAGCUGAGUUAGGGCAGAUAGUGCAGUAUAGGCAAUUUAAGCAUGAAACAGAAGCUGAGGUCCCAGCUCAGUCAGAAACAGGUCCUUCCAUACAGAACUGCUAUCAACAGUACUGGUGUUCUUGGUGCUGGACAGCAGCAGCCCUGAGGAACCAAGGAUUGUUAUUUUAAAAAUGUUCACCAUCCCAUUGACAGCCAAUUAAUUUGUUAGCUAAAAGCACUUCUGUAGUGGUAACUCGUCUGUCCUUAUGAACUUGCUGUUGACAAAGUUCUCAGUAACAUUUGGAUGUACCUCAGGCCCCACCCUAUCCAGGAAAAAUUCUUACUACUUGUAUCACUGAGUGAUAAUGAAAGAAUAACAACCCAUUUAAAAUUACUGAAACUUUCCACCCAUAGCAAAGAAUAAGCCAAGGGUGAUGUUUUUAACAUGACAUUUAACAAAGAUGGAAACUACUGUCUAGGGAAAAAAAAGACUGAUCAAAUGAUGACAAGUGUCUCCUUUCACGCUGUUCCUGUACUGUGGUUUGUGAAAUGUGCUGAAGAGGCAGCAGUAAGGCUGCGUGACCAAAUGCAGCAACUCUUAAUACAACACACAUGCAGAUGAUGUUCAGAGGAUGCUUCAGCUUCCAUCCUGUAAUCCACAGAAGGUUUGGCGGUAUUGCACCCAGAAGAAAGCUUGCUCUCAAUUUACGUACAGGUUUCUCUGCUUUUUCACUACCAAAAGUGUACGCCUUUGUGCUCAAAGAGGUUGCUUCUCUUGCUUGAGCUAAAGGCCAGCUGCUGCUAGACGUGUAAACACAGACCCACCGUCAUGGACUAGGCACGAGAAAGAACAGCAUGGAAGGAGCAAGAGUAGAGAUGAGGGGUGGCAAGGAAGUUACCUCUUUCAGAGAAGAAGCUGAUGUUUAAGGAAAAUGCAGGAAGUAGACUCCUUCCAAAAGGGACAAAGCAUU
Messenger RNA from Gavia stellata (red-throated loon), 2526 nucleotides. It is a transcript of the gene DHRS7, whose product is annotated as dehydrogenase/reductase 7. The transcript is spliced from 7 exons. Gene Ontology annotation, molecular function: oxidoreductase activity. Lineage: Eukaryota; Metazoa; Chordata; Aves; Gaviiformes; Gaviidae. The coding region runs from base 1 to 1011 and encodes 336 amino acids. The record is from RefSeq and is a predicted model, not a curated record.